UUGUCGGGAUUGCGAUUCCCCCCGCCCCCCUACACCUUUCUACCAUGUCGAAGGAUCAUCAAGCAAUCACCAUCAACGAUGCGGUUCACAAGAUCCAGCUCUCGCUACUCAACAACGGCGUCACUUCCCGGAACCACCUCUUCUCGGCCGCGGCCUUGAUGUCUCAAUCGGACUACGAAGACGUCGUGACGGAGCGAACCAUCGCCAAGCUCUGCGGCUACCCUCUCUGCAGAUCGUCCCUCCCUUCCGACGUCUCGAGAAGAGGGAAGUAUCGCGUGUCCUUGAAGGAGCACAGGGUGUACGACGUCCGGGAGGCUCGGAAGUUCUGCUCGGCGGGGUGUCUCGUUAGCAGCCGAGCGUUCGCGAAGAGUCUUCAGGAGGUUCGUACCUCGGAGUUUGAUGCGGGGAAGCUUGGUGGGAUUCUUGGUUUGUUUGGGGAUGUGGAAGAGUCUCUGGGUGUGAAAGAGGGUUUGGGGUUGGAGAAGUUGAGUAUUCGUGAGAAUAGGGAUGUGAGAGGUGGAGAGGUGGUGGAUUUGGAGGAGUGGAUGGGUCCUUCUAGUGCUGUUGAAGGUUAUGUUCCUUUUGAUCGAAGCAAUUGCAAAUCCAAUGAUGGUAAAAAGGAUUCCAAGGCUAAGAGUAAAGAAAAGAAGCAGGAGGAUCCACCUUUUAAAGAGAUGGAUUUUACUAGCACAGUUAUUGUUCCUGAUGAGUGCAGUGUAAGCGGCAAUUACAACUCCAAACAAGAUUCCAAGGCUAAGAAUGAUCAAAAGAAUCAGGAGGACCCGCCUUUUAAAGAGAUGGGUUUCACUAGCGAAGUUAUCAUUCCUGAUGAGUGUAGUGUCUCCAAGCUUCCACCUCAGACCAAACAGCCUUCUCCUGUAGUGAAACCUGAGGAUAGCCAAGGGAAAACACCAAAAAAAUCGAGGUUUCGUCGUGAAAAAGAAAAGGAAAAGCUCGAUUUGGCGAGCUUUGGGUUUGAUGCAAUGGGUUGCGCGAGCUCAGUCACUGGGAGUGAUGGAUACAGCUUUGAAUAUAGCGUGUCUAAGCAGCCACCAUCUUCAACGGAAGACCCUCUUGGUGGCCAACUGAAAGAUGGUCUCAAGACUUUGGAUGAGAAGUGUUCUCUAACAGGCUCCUCUUCUGCGUCUAAAGGGAAGGGGUUUAAGCCUCCACCACGACGUAAACAAGCUUCUCUUGUAGGGGAAUCAAGUAAAGGGAAAACAGUUGUAACAGUCAUGGAGAAGGAUAUUAUAAGUUCUGUGGUUGAUGAGAUGGGUGUGAUGAGCGAUGGAUACAGUAUAGAAUAUAAUGUGUCUAAGCAGCCACCAUGUUCAAUAGAAGAUCCUAUAAGUUCUCACCUAGAAGGUUCUCAGACGUUAGGCAAGAAAAAUAGUCUACUAGGAUCAUCCUCUGGUGGUUCUAAUACAAAAGGUUUGGGAAAGAAAGUUAUAUCUGAUUCUUGUGAGGGACUUAAACCUCAUGAGGAUAUGUGUUCAUCAAGUAAAACCGUCACUAAAUCAUGCCUUAAAGUGUCUGGCUCUAAGAAACUUAGCCAUUCAGUUACUUGGGCUGAUCAGAGUGACGUCCGUGGUGAUCUUUGUGAGGUUAGAAGCAAUGGUAUGGAGUCACAUCCUAACCUGUCUUCUACUGAUACAGAGGAUGUCAAUAGUGUCUCACGCCUUGCAUUAGCAGAAGCCUGUGCCAAGGCAUUGAGCCAAGCUGCUGAAGCUGUUUCUUCAGGAGAUUUAGAUGCAAGUGAUGCUGCUGCAAAAGCUGGAAUCAUUGUGUUGCCAAGCACCCAUCAACUUGAUGGAGAGGUGUCUGAGGAGGGAAACGAGGAGGAAAUGAGUGAAGAGGAGGAGGAAGCAACGCUUCUGAAGUGGCCAAAUAAGCCUGGGAUGCCAGAUUCUGAUUUGUUUGACCGUGACCAGUCUUGGUUCGAUGAAACUCCAGAUGGAUUCAAUCUAACCCUAUCAACCUUUGCUAUGAUGUGGGAUGCACUGUUUGGAUGGGUAUCAUCCUCUUCUCUGGCGUACAUCUAUGGGAAGGAUGAGUCUGCUCAUGAGGAGUUCUUGACAGUUAACGGCAAAGAGUAUCCCAGGAGGAUAGUCCUGGGAGAAGGGCUUUCGUCAGAGAUCAAGGAGACAGUUGCUGGGUGUCUUGCAAGAGCUGUGCCUAGAGUUGCCACUGAUCUUAGGCUGCCAACACCUAUCUCCGAGCUGGAGAAGGGAUUGGGAGGCUUGUUGGAGACAAUGUCGUUGACAGGGGCGGUUCCGUCGUUUAGGUUAGAACAAUGGUUAGUGAUUGUGCUUCUGUUCCUGGACGCGUUGUCUGUGGCUCGCAUUCCUCGGAUUGCACCUUAUAUAUUGAACAGAAGCAAGGUGUUGGAAGGAAGUGGGAUUGGUAAUGAAGAGUAUGAGACAAUGAAGGAUAUUCUAUUACCGCUUGGUCGUGUUCCUCAAUUUGCUACACUAUGCGGGGCUUAGACGAAACUCGGUUUAGGGUUUUACUUGUGGAUUAAGAAAGCAACUUUGAGAAUAUGAAAAAAUCAUUGAGAAGUUGUCUUUUUGUUUAGUGACUGAUGGAUUGUUUAAUUGGAAGAGAAUGUGGUAAAAAAUCAGAAGUCAGGCUUGGCUA
Messenger RNA from Raphanus sativus (radish), 2637 nucleotides. RefSeq names its product putative RNA polymerase II subunit B1 CTD phosphatase RPAP2 homolog. The transcript is spliced from 8 exons. Gene Ontology annotation, cellular component: cytoplasm; nucleus. Gene Ontology annotation, molecular function: RNA polymerase II CTD heptapeptide repeat phosphatase activity; RNA polymerase core enzyme binding. NCBI's taxonomy places the organism in Eukaryota, Viridiplantae, Streptophyta, Magnoliopsida, Brassicales, Brassicaceae. The record is from RefSeq and is a predicted model, not a curated record. The coding region runs from base 45 to 2486 and encodes 813 amino acids.